AUGCAUGAAGAUGCAAAGAAGUUCUUUGAAAAAGCUAUUGAAUUAAAUCCUUAAUUGGGUGAAGCUUAUAUGUAUUUAGGUGCUAUUUCUCAACAAAAAGGAAUGAUAGAAGAGUCAAAAGAACUUUUAUUAAAAGCUAUUUAACUUGAUGAUAAAUGUUAUAGUGCUCAUAUGUAUAUAGCAAACUAUUAUUUAGCUACUAACUAGGUAAAAAAGGCUAUUAAAUCCUGUGAAAAGGCAUUGAAAAUUGGACCAAUUAAUCAUUGGGCAUAUCAUGUUUUAGGAAUGUGCUAUUACAGAUAAUAAGAUCUAGAAAAAGCUAAAACAUAUUAUUAUAAAGCUAUUGAAUUAAACUCAAAAGUAAAAGAACCUUUUUUAAAUUUAGGAAAUAUUUAUUUAGAGUAAAAUAUGAAAAAAGAAGCUAUAGAAUGCUAUGAAAAUGCUUUGAAACUUAAUACAAAAAAAGAAGAUUUAUAUUAUAUUUAUACUUAAUUAGGCUAAGCUAAUUAUUUCAUUAAUGAAAAAGAAGCUAUAAAAUACUUAAAAUUAGCUAUCUAGAUAAAACCUGAUAUUAAAUCUUUUUAUUUAUUAGCAAUGUCAUAUAUUUCUCUCGAUAAAAUAGAAGAGGCUAAGGAAUGCUAUCUAAAGGUUUUAGAAGGAGAUCCUCAUUCUUUAGAUAAAUAUGAAUAUUUAUUUAGUAUGCCUCUCUCCAAUUAGUAGUGGUAACGAGUGAAAAAAGGGCUAGAAAAAUCCUUAAAAUAAAAUGAUGAUAAUCCUUUUAUCUAUUAUUUCCUAAGUUAAGCAUGUGCUUAUUUGAGUUUGAUUGAUGAGGCAAUUCUAUACGGUGAAAUGUACUUAGAAUAUUAUCCAUUUAAUUUUUUUACUCCAGAUGAAGCAUUAUAUAAAAAAGCAAGUAUCUAUCACUUUCUCAUUACUUUUGGAAAUAGGGAUUCUACAGAAAAAGAUAACUUAAUUUAAGAAGCAAAGGAAUGUUUUUAAAAAUAUUCUUUACUAAUGUUGUCCCAUUUUAAUGUAUCUUUGGGGUUUGUCAAUAUACUUUAGGGAAAUGUAAAAGAGUCAAUUAAAAUAUUUUAAGAGUAUAUGAAAACUUAUCCUCAUUAUUAGCAUGUUAACUUUUUAACUGGAAUUAGUUAUUAUUUAGAAGGAAUAACAGAUAAAGCUUAAUAUCAUUUUGAAAAUUGUUUAAACACUAACCCUAAGCACAAAGAUGCAAUCUAUAAUCUAGGAAUAGUUUAUGAUAAGCUCAAAAAUUAAGAUAUGGCCAGACAUUUUUAUAAAAAAGCUUUUGAAAUUAAUCCUUCGUUUAAAGAAGUUUAAUAAAAAAUAAAUCUCAAUUAUGAUCCUAAUAAUAAACCUCAAAUCACUGAAGAACUUAAAAAUAUAUGUAUAAAAGCAAUAGAAGGGGAAAAUAUUUUUAUAUAAUCUUUCUCUGUUGAAUUAUUCUAAGUAGCAAUUAUUUAUGCUUUGUUAGAUAUGAAAAAAGAAGCUCUAAAAUUUUGUGACUAUGCUAUUAUUAAUAAUUUGUUAUUUGCAGAUGCUUAUUGUCUUAAAGCAACAAUAUUAACUGAAUUAGGUUAAAAUUAAGAAGCAAAAGAAUUUUUUGAAAAAGCUAAAAAGUUAAGAAAUUUUUGA
Messenger RNA from Tetrahymena thermophila SB210, 1653 nucleotides. RefSeq names its product tetratricopeptide repeat protein. NCBI's taxonomy places the organism in Eukaryota, Ciliophora, Oligohymenophorea, Hymenostomatida, Tetrahymenidae. Gene Ontology annotation, molecular function: protein binding. The record is from RefSeq and is a predicted model, not a curated record. The transcript is spliced from 2 exons.